Messenger RNA from Letharia columbiana, 243 nucleotides. RefSeq lists its product as uncharacterized. The transcript has a single exon. Bases 1 to 243 code for a protein of 80 amino acids. Lineage: Eukaryota; Fungi; Ascomycota; Lecanoromycetes; Lecanorales; Parmeliaceae. The record is from RefSeq and is a predicted model, not a curated record.
AUGAUCAGCAACCCCGAAUUAGAGAGUGUGAGCUGGAUGUGGGAGGAGCCUAGCGAGGAGGCCAGAGGAAGAUUCAGGAAGGGGCUUGGGACACAUAAAGAGAAGAUUCAAAUGCUUAUGUCCGCAGGAUGGGCAGAGAAGAAGGGGAAAGUAGGAGCAUGGGCAAAACAUUGGCGCGAAGACCACAAUGAACAGCAGCAGUUGAAGGAGUCCCAACUCAGAAUGCUGCAGGAGGAAACUUGA